Molecule: messenger RNA, 1348 nt
Organism: Gigantopelta aegis
Lineage: Eukaryota; Metazoa; Mollusca; Gastropoda; Neomphalida; Peltospiridae
Product: 39S ribosomal protein L44, mitochondrial-like
Exons: 10
Coding region: 43-1092 (349 amino acids)
Biological process (GO): primary miRNA processing; rRNA processing; regulation of gene expression
Cellular component (GO): nucleus
Molecular function (GO): double-stranded RNA binding; ribonuclease III activity
Source: RefSeq, a predicted model, not a curated record
CGAAAAUAUAAUUUAUUACUGCGUUUACACGAAUAAAACAACAUGGCAGCCCCCAUUGGCAAAACAUGUUUAUCUUGCUGGAAGUUGAUUAUUAGACCUUCUUCACGCUUAUUGAAAGAAUUCCGUCGGACUUAUAAAGUGUGGGACGAGCCAGUAUCCCGAGCAUUCUUCAGAAGGAGAGAGGAGGCAGGGCCAGAACCAGAUAGACACCGAUCAGAGUGGAUUAACUGGAACUAUGAAGCUGAGGUGUUUGCAUUUGGAAAACGACUUGGGGAAGACUUCAAAGAAGAAACCUUAAGACGAGCUUUUACACAUAGAUCCUAUAUUGAAAUAGAAGAGAAACGAAGAACUGACCUAGGGAUUGAUCUCAGGGCAGCACCGCUGGGACUUACUGAUAAUGAAGAACUAGCAGAAAUAGGUGAAGAAACAGCAGAGCGAUACAUAAAGGCUUUUCUGAGACAUUCGUACCCCAGAAUGUUUGAAGAGGGAAUUUGUGCAAUCAGUGAUUACCUCACCGCCGAUGAAAUGCUGGCAGAUAUUGCAAGAAAUAUUGGAAUUGCAGAUCUUAUGUUAUGUGCUGAUUUCCCACCAGAAAUCGAAACAUUGAGUAAAACUUUUAAAGCUGUUGUUGGUGCCCUUCAUGAGGAUCAGGGACAAAAGAAAGCAGCAGCAUUUGUGAGAGAUUUUGUCCUGCCGCAGCUGAUUGGCAAAGAUAUCAAUGAAAUGUGGAAUGUAGUUAAUCCGAUGGGAUUGCUAACAGUGGUCUUGAACAAUCAAGGUCAAGAACCUCCUGAACCCAGAUUGCUGUGGUCGUCGGCCUCGCAGUGCAUGAUGUCACUUUACUAUGUGGGCAUCUACAGCAACAAACAACUCAUUGCCAAAGCACCGGGUGAGACGGUACUAAUUGCAGAAGAAAUGGCAGCUCGGAAUGCAUUAAAGAAGAUUUUGGGGACUGCAGACUACCGUGCACCUCUGCCACUGGGAAAGAUGGCAGAAAACUUAAACUUGGACUAUGAUAAGAAAAACAUUAGUGUAGGGGACAUAACUGUUGAUGAACACAAGCUCUUACACUCAGCAGAAACAACAAUGUGAUGAAAUGGGUCAAAGUUCGAGGAGAAAGCUAAAUAUUGUUGAAAUUCCUUAGAGGUAGACUUUUGAUGGAUUUAUUCAAAUAUCCAACAUGAGUAAAGACUGUAUCUUGUGUGGGUAAACUGUCUACAUCUUUGAUAUAUGUUUUGCUCAUUGGCUAGGUAACCAUAUAUUCAAGAAUGUUACUAAAUUCUUGAUGGAAUCAAAAGUAGAGUGAGUGUGACUUAUGUGUAUAUAUAUAUAUAUAUAUAUAUAUAUA